CUCCUCACCUCUAUCCACCAUGGCCCAGCCCACCGAGCGUGCGUCGCCCGCCGACAUCCUCGCGCGCCUCCCGGCGUCCUUCGCCGCCGCCAAGGAGUCGGGCGACCUGUACUUCUUCCCGAGCACGAGCAGGAACGUUGCCGGCCAGUUCCCCUUCAACAUCACGAUCUGCCCCGCCAUCGGCGCGAAGAAGGCGGCCGCGCCCGCCGAAGAGCCCGCCCACGAGUCCAAGCGCGUCCGCACGGCCGAGACCAGCGCCGACAGGCCGAGCCCCUUCCGCCCGCCGUACGUGCCCGGUCUGUAUGUUGGCGCCUUUGCCGGCGUCGACGGCGAGGAGACGACCGCUGUGCUGCUGAACAAGUUCGCCGUGCUCCCGGAGCACUUCCUCCUCGUCCCGACCGAGGAGCAGCCACAGGCUCUCCCCCCGACCCCCGGACAGCUGGCGCGCACCUACUCGAUCCUCCAGGCCGCGGCGCGCUCGUCGCCGUCCCAGCGCCUCCUGGCCUUCUACAAUGGCGGACCGGGGGCCGGCGCGUCCCAGCGCUGGCGGCACGUCCAGUUCAUCGACGCCAAGGGUGGUGUGCCCCUCGACGACUGGGUGCGGGGGGUCACGUUCGAGCGCCAGGACCGCGCAGUCAUCCACCCGACCCUCCCCUACAUCCACAUCCUCCACCCCCUGCCUGCCGCCCACAGCGUCCCCUACCCGCUCAGCGAGGACGACCUGACGCUGCUGGCUGACAACCUCGCUCCGGCGCUGAUGCGCUCGCUCGACCUGGCGUUCGACGCGCUCCGCCGCUCGGGAGGCGACAGGAGCCAGGGCUGGAACCUGCUGAUGACGCUCGACGCGAUCCACCUCAUCCCGCGCUCGCAGCCCGCCUUCCCCCUCGGCGACGGGCAGACGCUCGACCUCAACGCGCUCGGCUACGCCGGCAUGCUCCUCGUCACGUCCGAGGCGCACGACGCGGCCCUCGACGCCGCGGCCAAGGCCGAGCAGGGCGGCCUCAUCUCCAUCCUCGCCAAGUGCGGCGUGCCGCGCGAGUUUGGCGAGCAGGCCAUCGAGCAGGACGCGAACCAGCACGGUGGUGCCGGCGCAGCUUGGGAAGGCCUGUAGGUGGUGCUGCUACUGCGCUGGCGCGGGGGAGCGCUCUAAUCUCCGCUAGUGAUGACCCGCCGCGCAACUUUAUCGAGUCGCACAAGCACCGUAUGUGAUGGGUGGACCGGGGUGCUGCCGCUCUUUGGGAUGAUCAAUGCAUGUCGUCGUUUGUG
Molecule: messenger RNA, 1266 nt
Organism: Vanrija pseudolonga
Lineage: Eukaryota; Fungi; Basidiomycota; Tremellomycetes; Trichosporonales; Trichosporonaceae
Gene: APA1
Product: Protein APA1
Exons: 4
Coding region: 20-1111 (363 amino acids)
Biological process (GO): nucleotide metabolic process
Molecular function (GO): ATP:ADP adenylyltransferase activity; ATP binding
Source: RefSeq, a predicted model, not a curated record